Messenger RNA from Eublepharis macularius, 1095 nucleotides. RefSeq names its product olfactory receptor 5V1-like. Gene Ontology annotation, biological process: G protein-coupled receptor signaling pathway. The transcript has 3 exons. Gene Ontology annotation, molecular function: G protein-coupled receptor activity; olfactory receptor activity. The record is from RefSeq and is a predicted model, not a curated record. Gene Ontology annotation, cellular component: membrane. NCBI's taxonomy places the organism in Eukaryota, Metazoa, Chordata, Lepidosauria, Squamata, Eublepharidae. Bases 1 to 1095 code for a protein of 364 amino acids.
AUGACUUUGCCCUACUCUGAGAAUCAAACGUCUUUCAUGGAGUUCAUACUGCUGGGAUCUGUCAAGAUCAAGCAAGGAAAAAGUUUCCUCUUUGUGCUUUUUCUCACAAUGUAUAUUAUCUGCUUCUUAGGGAACUCAUUUAUAAUCACUGUGGUUCUCUUAAAUCAGACUCUUCAUACUCCUAUGUAUUUCUUCCUUGGCAACCUCUCUUUCUUAGAUGUUUGUUAUAUUUCUGUGACUGUACCCAAAAUGCUUGCAGAUCUUUGGACUGGAUCUCCAAGCAUUUCUCUCCUGGGGUGUGCUGCACAGAUGUAUUUCCUUGUUAGCUUAGUGGGCACAGAGGGGUUCCUUCUGGCCUCCAUGGCUUUGGACCGUUACUUUGCCAUAUGUCGUCCCCUGGCUUACAUUAGUAUCAUGAAUAAAUGGAUUUGCCUGCAGUUGGCUGUGAUAUCCUGGACUUGUGGCUUUCUCAAUGCUUCUCUGCAUACGGCACUCACAUUCCGCCUGCCUUUCUGUCAAUCAAAUAGGAUAAACCAUUUUUUCUGUGACAUCCCUCCAUUGUUGAGUAUCUCAUGUUCUGACACAUCAGUCAAUCAAGUUGCCCUUCUCACAGUGGGUGUCUUUGUAGGGCUUGGCCCUUUUUUGUUUACUCUAGUCUCCUAUGCUUUGAUCCUUCAUGCCAUUUUGAGCAACCGACAGAAAGGGCAGAGUCACAAAGCUAUUUCUACUUGUGUAUCUCAUCUGACAGUUGUGAUUUUGUUCUAUGGCUCCAGUAUAUUUACAUAUGUUCGCCCUACCUCCAGCUACUCACUAGAAAGAGACCAGCUUGUGGGAGUUCUAUACAGUAUAUUAACCCCAACACUCAACCCACUCAUCUACAGCUUGCGGAACAAGGAAGUGAAAUUGGCAGUGAGGAAACUGAUUGUACAUAUCAGGACAUGUCAGAAGCAGAAGAAGGCAGGAAAAAUAGAGAGUACACUUUGCAUUGGAAGAGCCACUUAUAUCAUGGCAAGAAUUUACCAAACUAUUUCAGUGGUUCCUUUGGUCUCUUGGGAGCUAAUCAAUUCAUCAUUUCAGGGAAUACGGAGGGAAUAA